Pieris rapae (cabbage white) is the source of this 4465-nucleotide messenger RNA. It is a transcript of the gene NKCC, whose product is annotated as bumetanide-sensitive sodium-(potassium)-chloride cotransporter. Gene Ontology annotation, molecular function: sodium:potassium:chloride symporter activity. Gene Ontology annotation, cellular component: membrane. The record is from RefSeq and is a predicted model, not a curated record. The coding region runs from base 249 to 3500 and encodes 1083 amino acids. The transcript has 20 exons. Gene Ontology annotation, biological process: cell volume homeostasis; chloride ion homeostasis; potassium ion import across plasma membrane. NCBI's taxonomy places the organism in Eukaryota, Metazoa, Arthropoda, Insecta, Lepidoptera, Pieridae.
AGUAAGGGCGCCAUAACUUUAUAUAUUUGCGAGUCUGAUGCGACGACUGCGUUGGCGUUCGCACGCGUCCACGGUUGGCAGUUCCUUUGCAAAAUAUAUUAUGAUUUACGCAUAUUGUUCGGGCGUAUAAGAAUACGGGUUUAAUUUUUUUUUAUUAUAAGUGAUGUGUGUAAGGAAGAGAAGUGACCAUAAUCGUGUUUGUUAAAAAAUAAAGCGGAUCUAAGUAUCACGUAUUAUGCUAGCAUUGUAUGAAAUUUGUCAGUACAAUGGUAUCCGAUAGUUCUUGCGGUGUGAAUAAUAUUGGUAUGGAGUAUAACAAUAUGGGGAAGAAAGAAGAAAACAGAUUUACCGUAUCAACAGUGGAAAACGAUGGCAAAAAGAACGGCAUACAUAUGGGCGCUGCUAUAAUUACGAGACCCCUUCGGACAUCUGCAGAAACUGUGGAAAGAGGGGACCCUAAUCCACAGCCAGAUACCUGGCUUCAUGACGCUGGUUGGCGGAGAAAGAGAUCUUUAGCUCAGCUUACGCGAGAGGCUUUACCGCGAAUGGAAAAUUAUAGGAAUUCAAAGAGAGCAUUAAAAAGGCCUAGCCUUGGGGAAUUGCAUGGUGACCAUCUUAUAACUGAGGAGGACGAAAAGCAAAAUCAAAGGGACACAAAAUCACCUACUCCUGCCCUCGGAAUAAAACUAGGAUGGAUUCAAGGCGUGCUGAUACCAUGUCUGCUGAACAUAUGGGGUGUUAUGCUGUUUCUGAGAAUCUCCUGGGUGGUAUCACAGGCCGGAAUCGGUUUGUCUCUCGUCAUCAUAGCGAUAUCGGCUAUUGUAUGUGUUAUCACUACUCUUUCUAUGAGCGCUAUUUGUACGAACGGAGAAGUUAAAGGAGGUGGUAUAUACUACAUAAUAUCAAGAUCACUUGGACCGGAAUUUGGAGCGUCGGUUGGAAUCAUAUUUGCGUUUGCAAACGCGGUAGCUGCAAGUAUGAAUACAAUUGGGUUUUGUGAUUCUCUGAAUGACCUAUUGAAGUCUCAAGGUGUAAAGAUCAUAGAUAAUGGUGUUAAUGACGUGAGAAUUGUUGGUGCUGUUGCUUUAGUCGUCAUGUGUAUAAUCUGUGCGGUCGGCAUGGAUUGGGAGAGCAAAGCCCAGAACUUCCUAGUUGCAAUCAUCGUAGGAGCAUUGGUAGACUUCGUCGUUGGAACAAUUAUGGGGCCGAAAGAUGCAACGGAAAUAGCUCAAGGCUUUGUUGGAUUUAGCGCAACAACCUUCACAAACAAUUUCGAUCCCGAUUUCCGGUACAGCGAGAAUCUUGACCAAAAUUUCUUCAGUGUGUUUGCUAUAUUCUUUCCAUCUGUGACGGGCAUCCAAGCUGGAGCCAAUAUCUCUGGUGAUCUGAAGGACCCUGCCUCGGCCAUACCUAAAGGUACAUUGCUUGCCUUGCUCAUUUCCAUGAUCAGUUAUGCAGUUAUGGUCCUUAUAUCUGGUGCUGGGGCUUUAAGAGAUGCCAGUGGAAAUAUCACAGACCUGAUAAUGGUCAAUGGAACUGUGAUAGACAAUAGUGCUCUGUCGCACUGUGUCAAUAUUACCGGUGGCUGUCAAUUUGGACUUCACAAUAGUUAUUCCGUGAUGCAACUUAUGUCGGCAUGGGGUCCAUUCAUCUACGGUGGAUGUUGGGCAGCAACGUUAUCAACAGCCCUGACGAACCUUCUGUCAGUCCCAAGAUUAAUCCAAGCCCUGGGAGUAGACAGAAUCUAUCCUGGACUCAUCUUCUUCUCAAAGCCUUAUGGGAAGCACGGCGAGCCUUACAGAGGAUAUGUUCUGACUUUUUUCGUAUCUCUCGUGUUCUUACUGAUAGCUGAUUUGAAUACAAUCGCACCACUGAUUUCCAAUUUCUACCUGGCGUCCUAUGCUCUCAUCAACUUCUGCACAUUCCACGCAGCACUAGUACGGCCCCUCGGAUGGCGACCUACAUUCCGGUAUUACAAUGUUUGGGUCUCCCUGGUAGGAUUCCUAAUGUGCGUGGCAAUAAUGCUUCUCAUCAGUUGGGUAAUGUCACUUGUGACAUUCGCGAUAUUCUUCACUCUAUACCUCAUUGUUCACUACCGCCAUCCAGAUGUUAACUGGGGAAGCAGCACUCAAGCGCAAAUGUACAAGACGACAUUGUCAAGUGUACACAACUUGGCACGUACAAGUGAACACGUAAAGAAUUAUUGGCCACAGUUGUUAAUACUGGCAGGGAAGCCCCAGGACAGACCCGCUUUGAUAGAUCUAGGGAAUCUCAUUACGAAGUCUGGGUCCCUAAUGAUUGUGGGUGACGUACAGCAGAAGAAACUAUCAUAUAAAGAAAGAUCGUAUCGAUUACGGACGAGCGACGAAUGGCUACGCGAACGCAAAGUACGCGCGUUCUGCGCAAAUGUAAACGGGUAUAGCUUUGAGACCGGCGCACGCGCAUUGAUACAGUCUACCGGUGUUGGUAGACUUGUUCCUAAUGUAUUGUUAAUGGGAUACAAGACGAAUUGGACUACAUCAUCUGCAGCCGACUUGGAAUCUUACUUCAAUGUUCUACAUACAGCAUUUGAGAACCGCCUGGCAGUUGCAAUAGUACGAGUAGCAGGAGGUCUGGACUUUGGGUCUGUAGCAGAGGAGACGCCAGCUAGUGGUCUCACAGGUACCUCAAGCACUGGAGAGCUGCGAGUGCGUCGCGGCCCACUCAUUAUGCACGCAGAUUCAGACCUUGAUAUACGUGGAGACUCUACACCCAGCAGCAGACAUAAUUUGAAUUUACUAACUUUGACGACAUCCCGUUCGUUCACUAUAUCAGAGAAGAGUGAUACAAAGGAGAAGAAGAAAGAUAAGAAAAUAGCAGAUAUACCUCGAAAUAUAAUAUAUAAAUCAGCCUCGGGGAUAGAGUUAUCUAUGGAACAGUUAUCGCAAAUGACGUUAUUUAAGAAAAAACAGGAAAGCGGUACAUUAGACGUGUGGUGGUUAUAUGACGAUGGAGGACUGACGAUUCUACUACCAUACAUUAUAUCUCAGCGUAGCGCCUGGUCCAACUGUAAGUUGAGAAUAUUCGCGCUCGCCAACCGACAUCAUGAAAUGGAGCUUGAAGAAAGAAACAUGGCAAACUUAUUAGGAAAAUUCCGUAUUGACUACUCUUCGUUGACAAUGGUGCAGGACAUCACUGAGCCUCCCCAGCCCGAAACAAAACAGUUGUUUGAGGACACAAUUCAGAAGUUCACCGAGGAAACUAUGGGUGAAGAUUGCUUAAUCAGCAAAACGGAACUAUCGACACUUUGUGAGAAGACCAACAGACAGCUGCGUCUGCGAGAACUGCUUCUGGCAAACUCCAAGGAUGCUCGCCUCGUUGUCAUGUCCUUGCCGAUGCCCAGAAAGGGUUCAGUGUCAGCUCCACUAUACAUGUCCUGGCUAGAGAUGAUGAGCAAAGACCUCCCUCCGAUGCUUUUCGUAAGAGGAAAUCAAACCUCAGUACUUACAUUUUAUUCAUAGGCAGCUAAUUUAAAAUGUCUGUUAAGUGUUAAAUUGUAAGGAAAAUACUUAAUACGUAAGGUUACAUUAGUUGUAAGUUUGAUGUUAUUUGAUAGAGCUUUAAUUUUUACCAGAGCAAAUGCGCCGUAAGUAUUAUUUUCUUUAAGUACAAAUUAAUAUGCACAAAGGCCUGGCAGGUUUUGCCUUAUACCCCUAGUACUUAUAAAAUCUGACUUAUAUUUUAGGUAGGUACUUAAUUGUAUCCUUUAAUACAAAGCAAUUUUCACCAAAGGCAACUAUUAUUUAAUAUUUAAUAGCUUAUUUUUAUUUAUUCAUAUGGAUACAUCAGAUAUAAUAAUUUUAAUUUAUCAGUAUUUAAAUAAUAAGUAUGUGUUUGUACUGUCUUAUUAAUGAUUAACACGAGGCUGCAUUCGAGUGUGAACGAAUUUUUUUUUAAUUUCAUAUCUCGUAUCGCGUGCUUUACAGCGAUUCGAGCUAUGAAAUACGUCUUUUUCGACUUAAUGUUUGAAUUUAAAGAAGUUAUAUCUAAAAAUAUUUUUAUGUACUGCAAAAGUUAGUAUGAAUUUUUCUACAGAACAUUGUCUCAAGAUUGUGAUAUUUUCUGAAAAAAAAAAAGUCCAAACACUUCCACGCUAACGUUAAGACAUUAGUGCGAAGUGAACAGCGACUAACAGCCUCACUAACUUAAAUUAUCACUUUUGACUCAUCACGAGAUCAUCUUUGAGCUUACAAUUUGUUCAGUUCCAACCUUAAGGACCAAACAAACACAAGUCAUAGUUGUUAUGUCAUUCAUCUCAUCUGUACUAAAGAUAAUUUAUAUUCAUCGUUUAACACUUUUUUAACAAAUUUAUUUUAACUUUAUUGAUAAGUUUUGUUAUAGUAUUGACAUCUGUAUUAUUAUUUUAAGUUAUUUACUUUAAUUGGGAAAGACAUUCAUUUUUCGUAAAUAAAUUACCUAUUUAUGU